Messenger RNA from Peronospora belbahrii, 1317 nucleotides. Lineage: Eukaryota; Oomycota; Peronosporomycetes; Peronosporales; Peronosporaceae. The record is from the annotation of a GenBank genome assembly.
AUGGUUUGCUAUGACCUUAUGGGUAUUAAACCAGACGCUACGCCCGAGGAAAUCAAGAAAGCUUACCGUCGUAAAGCUCUUCAGCUACAUCCGGAUAAACGUGGUAAUACAAUUGAGUCUCAAGAAGAGUUUACACGUAUGAAACAAGCAUACGACGUUCUGUCGGAUCCACAAAAACGUGAGAUUUAUGAUCAAGUUGGUGAAGAUGGAAUUAAAUUAAUGGAAGAUUAUGGAAAUAUGAGUCCAGAACAAAUGUCCAUCUUACUGUUCCGAUCCAUGGGUGCACUUGGAAUAAAGGGAAAAUGUGUCCUUAUUUUCUUAGUGACACUGCUUUUUGUUUUUUUUCUGCUUAUUCCAAUAUUCUGGUGUCUCAGAGCAGACUCAACCAUUUCCUGGAACUGGGCAGUGGUUUGUAUUCCGCUAUGGAUUGUCGACACCAUUUACUACUGCUGCUUGGGUUGCACCUACGCGUCUUCAAAUGCUGAAGCGGAUCAGGAAGAGAAGACAUACAAAAACCCAGUGCUUUAUAAGCUUUAUGCGUUCCUUAAGGCGCUGCUGCUUUUGGUGUUGCAGAUUUUUUUGGCUUUAAAACUGAAUCGAGACGUUCAGUGGACUUUGAUGGAGGUAUUGAUUCCGUACUUCGUCUACGAAGGUCUAAAUUUGCUGGAAGGACUUGCUGGGGGAGUGCUGGGCUACAAUAUGCUAACAAAGAACAGCGAAGGAGCUGGUGUGACACAUACCGAGGAUAUCAAAAAACAGCGUUUUGCUUUAGUUGUCGCUGUGGCCAAAAGAAUGAUUUCGACUUUUGCUCGGAUCGCUCAAGCAGUGUUACUGGGACUAAAGGUAGACGGCAAUCUAGGUGGCACCAGUUGGUGGCUUGUUUUCAUCCCCGUGUGGCUUUACGUCGCAUUCUUUAUCUCGUUUCCCGUUGGAAAAUAUUUUCGUGCCAAGACGAAGGCAAAAGAAUCCGAGUCUACUCCGCCGAAAGAUCAGUGCACACACGACGAUUACACGCGCGAGUCGGUAACUGAGGACGAUGUUGUGUCAAAUUUUUCGCUGUUUGAUGCACUGUGUACGAUCGUCGUCAUUUGUGCGCUCAUGUCUCCAUUUUUCAUCCUGUCCGCAAGACUGCAAGUCGGUUCGUUUUCCAGUAUUUACGUGCUGUUGCCAUGGCUCAUUGUGGUCGGACUCGCGUUAUGCUUUGUUUGCUGUGCGAUUUCUUGCGUCAGCUUUCAUGGCUCAGAGAAUGGUGGACCACCCGAGCAAGCUUCAACAGAAAAUGUUGGAAACGCGACACCAGCUGAGGAAGUUGUGUGA